AUGUUAGGUGGCCUAUUUAGUCUCCAUAUGACUAGCAACGAUAAUCAACGGGGCGAAUUUUCCGCUAAAGAGUUUGGACGCGCUGAGGCUGUCAUCUUUGCUAUUGACAGCGUAAACAAGAAUUCCAGUCUUCUACCAAACGUUUCCAUCGGGUGCGACAUACGAAACUAUUGUGACAGUCGGGCACUGGCGAUGCAAGUAGCGUACGACUUCAAGCGUAAUAGUGAUCCAGUUUGUAUGCAUAAAUCGAACUCCUCCAUGUCUGCAAACAGCAGUUACACCAAGUGGGCCUGGUCCAAGGCCAUCUGAGCGCUUGUUGGUUUUUAUAAUUCUGCCAGCGCGGUCCUGGUAGCAAGCCUACUUCAGGCCGCUGACAUUCCUGCCAUUAGCUCAACUACAACAAGCGAAGAAUUGAGUUCACAGUUUUACAAAGACUUUUUCAGGACAGUCCCUUCUGAUAAGUGGGUAGCAAAAGCCAUAGCAGACAUCAUAGAACGCUUUAACUGGACAUACGUGGCGGUUGUUGGUUUGGAUGACUCUUUUGGAAGAAGUGGCAUUUUAGCGCUAGAAAGAGAAUCGCACAAUCGUACGUUCUGUAUUGCUUUUUAUGAGUUGAUCCCUCGCCUAGACUACCACGACAACAUGGAACGGACCGUUGCUAGAAUCAGGAAGCACGGUACAAUAGGGGUGAUAAUCGUUUGGCUUUAUGGCAAAUACCUCGAAAAAUUCUUCAUUGAGGCGACAGAAAAUGGUUUACAAGGAAAGACUUUGAUACUAAGCGACGGAAGCACUAUCGAAGAAUCAUUUCUCUUGGACCCACGCUUCUCGAUUCUCAAUGGAUCACUGGUAAUAGAUUUAUACGAUUAUCCUUUUCCUGCAUUUGAGGAACACGUUAAGAAUAUCACUUCCGCAAAAAGCGCCGAGCGCGACGUAAAAUGGUGGCGAGAGUUCUGGCGAUCGCAAUUUAACGGUUCAAUGGGCAAAUCGAUUGAUUUAGGGAUUACACCGUGCAAGAGAAACCUAACACAGGACCAAGCGCUUUUUAAGCUACGCAGCUCCUUCGUAUCAUAUCUAAUUGAUGCUGUGUACGCCAUUGCAUAUGCUCUAGAUUCCAUCUACCGCUGUACCACUGAACAAGGUUUUCGAAAUGAAGGUAGACCGUGUCCUUUGGCCAAUCCGACCAUUAAGGGACGCGAUCUAAAAAAAUAUGACUCUUUGCAGUCAAAACUACCAAACUGGCCUUUUCACGCUAAAUUAUCCAAACCUCUAGGAAACAGACGAAGUAUGUCGUAGUACUUGAAGGUUGGAAGUAGUCGGUAUCCUCGUGUAGAGAGAAAGGUGAUGGUGGGAACUUGGAACAAGGAUAGCACGCCUGAACUCAAGAUAAACACAUCGCUAUUACGCUGGAAAACUAUGUCACCCUAGGUGUCUUUCUGUUCAACAAAAUGCCUUCCAGGCACCAAAAGGGAAAUUACCUCGCCGUGUUGUUGGGACUGCGUUAACUGUCCUCAGGGAACCAUCAGUGCCGAGAUCGGAUCCACGAGCUGCUCAGUGUGUGAGCCAGAAACAAAGCCAAAUGAUGGGAGCACCAGGUGUGAAAAUCUACCCAUCUUAAACGUCACUCUCAAAACCGCCGCAAGAAUAACCAUAACAGUGGUGGCUUCCAUCGUAUUCAUUCUCACAUUGUUAGUGUGCGGCACCUACAUCAAUUUUUAUAACACCCCAAUCGUGAAGGCUUCGAACAAAGAGGCCUCUCUUCUGCUGCUUUUUGGCAUCUCAGGUCUCCUUAUAUUAGCUGUCCUUGACGUUUCUGAACCUAGCGAUUUUCUUUGCAUUCCAGCAACUUUCUGGCGUUAUUUCACCCUCAAUCUGUGUGUUACAGUGCUCUUUACGAAAACGAUGCGGAUUACAAGCGUGUUUGAGAUUGACAAAGUGGCCCAGUUGUUUACACCAUGUUACAAAACCGUGGCAAGGCAAACCAUUUUUGUUUCUGUAGUGAAUGCAGUUCCAAUCUCUCUGUUAAUUCUUUGGGUGUUUACGGAUACUCCUGGGUGCGAAAAGAUCAUUCGUUCAGAUGAGUACAUCUUUCUUGUGUGCAAUCAUUAUUACACCAACACCGGCUUCGCACUCUUCAUUGCUGUUUCUUUUUACGUACUAACUGUGGCUCUCUUGUGUACGUAUUACUCUUUUAAAGCAAGAGGAAUUCCUGAAAACUUCAACGAGACAAAAUACAUAGGUUUCUCCAUGUACAUUCUACUGUUGUCAUCAAUAGUAUAUUACCCUGUGGCGUUUAGGUUUUUUAUAGUUGGUACGUAACACUCGUUUCUUGUUUAACGACGUUAGUAUCGGCGUCUGGCUUGUUAGGUUGCAUGUUCGUGCCCAAAGUCUACAUUCUUCUUUUCUGUCCCCAGCAAAACACGAUGGAAUACGUCAGGUCGCAGGUGUUGCGUUUCUCUUUUGGCAGCGUAGCAGGAGCAAGAGUUUUUCCGAAGCCCGUCAAUACCGGAAUAUCUAACCCAGCUCUAGAGCCAGAAAACGGAAGGGCUUGUACGAGUAAAUUAUAGUGUAAAUUACAGUUUUAUUUCUCAGAUUUAACAAAUGCUUGGUAAGAAUAGGGAAAAACUAAUUUAGUGUCGUUUUUUAACCUAAGCUACUUCUUUUACUUAGUUGAAUAUCGAUUAAGAAACUUUGAUUAACCCUUGAGCGAAUUGAUUGAGACCAAGAAGUGGUUGGCCACGAGGCCUUUUCUGCAUUGGUGUCUUUUAGCACAUUAGACAUUAAAAAGUACAGAAAAUUUCCACACAAGGAUAUUCGCCAUUAAAGUCGGCUGGGAAUAUUGAUCUUCUGACACUAUUUUAUGUACACUAAGAUGCACUGAAAGACAUUGAUAGCUAAAGCGGAGGACCAUCACUCGAAAGACAAUGGCACAACCAAAAAAGACAGUCUGACACCGACAUAGGCCGCAAAUGACCGCAUGAUCGAGAAUAAAUGAGUGGCGUGACAUCACACUAUAUGGUGACCAGAAUCAAACUGAAAUGAUCAAUUUUUAUUAACAUAAUAGCACGUAAAAAUCUGUCAUUCCCAGAUCAAAACGAUCUUGUACAAAGUUAGAUAAUCAAAGAACGCGAAUUUCAUUCAUGCAUGCCUUGUAGAAUUGGGCAAGAGAACUAAGCACCUGGCUGGGCCAUCAAAUGUUAACUCAAAUUCUGAAAAUGUGCAUGAAGUCGUUUAACAAAAGGAAAGCCACUCUAAGCCAAUACUUAUCAUAAUUUAUCAUUUAUCAUUUUUACAGCCCUCAUAGGAGAGUAAGACGAAACGAAGAUAUGUUAUUGUUUAACCAGGUUUGCAACCAAAAAUUUAGUAGGUUUUUUGAGUGUAACUCUGUCAGUAUUGGUCAGGAUUGGUCAGAAUUUCCAAAAUGACGAGGUAUCUAUACAAAGAUCUUUCGUUCCGGCAUUCGUUGCUUAACAACGUAAUCACUUAAAGUGAGGGCUAAGUCGGUUCAGGAAUGUGUAAUCUGCACUUUUCCAUACUGCUCCAAUUUACAGCCAAGGAAUAAUGCCUUCACGUCCAGAAGCAAUUAUGGGCGCAUGUGCCUCUUUAGCACUGUACUUCUACUAGGAAGUAUUUAUUUCUAUCAUAUUCUAUUUUUUUAACUUGGGAAUGAAAAAAGGAUUAUAAUGGAAAGUCAGUUGGCAGGUUCAUCAUUGUCAUCAUCAUUCUAUGGUGUGCGCCAGAAUAUUUUGCCCUACAAGAACUCGAUAAAGCGACACGAACUGUGACUGAACCGCUUCACAAACUUCCCACGUAUGUCUAUUCAUUCCUGAAUUAAUAUUUAGAUUUUAGGUUGGCCAACGAAAUGUCGAUUUCAGAAAUAAAGACACUUAUUACACAUUAGCUUCCUUUGCAUUAUCAGUCUAUGAACUAGAGUUUUUGAACUACCAACAAUUACUAGACGCACCAGAUAUUUUUAUCUUCCACAUUACUUUUAAAAAGUAUGUCUGUUAUUAUUUAUACCAACGACUCAAAAAUAAUGAUUUUCACACUAGACAAACCUGAGUCCCAAAUCCACCAAUAAUUUCAGCAGGGAGUGCUUUUAUUGCAAUAAGAGAUAUCAGGCUUCGCUAAUAGUUUUGAAACUUACCAACCAUUUUCAUGGUACACACUUGUUAUUUUGUUUCUAGUCAAAGUAAACUCUGCUAACAUGAAUACGUCUUGUAGAGGUUAUUUCACGAAAAUAGGAAUAGGAAAGUAAAUUAUAGUCAUCUUGUUUGUUCCUUUUUCUUUGAUCUAUUAGGAAUUUCCAAAAAAGAAGAAUAGACAAACUGAAUAGGGCAGGUGAACAUAACAAACUUUACAUAGCUAAGAAAAUAUAUAACGGACAGGUUAUCAACGUCGCCAAUGCAAGUCAAGUCAAGUAACUUUAUUUAAACUCGGUAAAAAUAUCAGGCAUAUAACUAAUAUAAAAUUCUAAGCUAUUCUUACAAUAUAAAUAUAUAUAUAACUUCACAGAAGUUCAGGUUUCACGAGUAAUCAUCGUUUUAUUGCUACAGAACUGUUUCGUAUGAUUACUCGUGAAACCUGAACUUCUGUGAAGUUAUAUAUAUAUUUAUAGCUGAUGCUCCUCAACCAAUUGAGUCGAGCGCUCUACGAAAUACGUUCUACUCAGAAAACGAAUUUAUAUAUAUAUAUAUAUAUAUAUAUUUAUAUAUAUAUAACCUAUGAUCUAACCUAUAUAAUAAUAUGAUAAUAAAUAGGACAUAAAGCAGAUGUACAUAUAAUAUUAAAUAAUGAAUAAAUAAUAGAUAGUAUAUCAAUUAAGUUAGCCUGCUUUCCAUGGAUGCCGAGUGUUUAUUAUUUCAAGGAUUCCUAGCAGCCAGAUUUAAAACUGUGUAUGGAUUCUGCCUGCCGAAGAGUCGAAGGCAAACCGUUCCAUAAGACCGCCCCGCUAUAACGAACACUAUUUUUAACAUAAUUAAUUGGUGCGGGGAAGAGGGACAUCAAAUUUAUUAGAGGAAUCUCUCAAGAAAUAAUUCGAAACACGAUUUACAAAUCUAUGCUGUAGAUAAUCAGGCGCUAAACCGUGAGUAUAUUUGUAAACGAUGUUUACUGUGUGGAGUACGCAACUCGCCUCAAUACUUCAAUUUUAAGUUAACUCUUUUGCAACACUUUGUUGUAGGAUGCAAGAAAACCCCACUCCACAAGUAGCUGCGGCGGAGGGGGGAACGAAAGUCUCUCCUUGAACAAAGAAGAAAGAAAAAGAAAAGAAAUAAUCAUCGACAAGGUGCCGUAUGCGGAUUAGAAUCCCGUCAAGUUUCCAGCUAUUCUGUCAACUCACUUUUAAACACAAUUACUUCAACUGAACGUACGAAAACAUAUUCAGUAAACGAAAACAAUGUCUUAAACCGCUAUGCUCAUCAUGCGGUUUAACAUAUUCAGCUUUAUCUAUAAAAUAUGAAAGCUCCUAAUGACUGCUCUUGUAAGUAGUCAUAUAGGCUACACUAGGGACUAACCAAUCAGAGCGCAGCAGAAAUUUGUGUUAACCAAUCAGAAUCAAGCAUUUAGCCCAUGUGACCAAAAUGACGUCACAAGCUCCCAUAUUUGGGCAUCCAAUUCACGUGACCCCAUGGGGAAAAGAACACGCACACACAAGAGGUUGAUCCACAUUCUUCACAUAGUUUUAUUGACCGCGUAAAGCCUGGUAACAAGCGGGACGCAUGCGCAGUUCAACCCCAGACGUUUCCCCUGGGCAGUCACGUGAAUGGGAUCGUAGGCACAUGCGCAGACCGCCAAACGACUCCCCAGGUCCCCCGCAUUCAUAGGAGCACAUGUCCGACUAGACCUACAGCGCAUGCGCAAACACUCAAACGAAGCCCCAGACCCCUCGCAUCACCGGAAGUCAAUAAAAACACACUGUAUGAAGGUCAACAUCAUCCAUCCAUAUCAUUUAAUACACGCAUGCCCAUACAACUGACAUAAUCGUUCCACAUGCGUGUCCACGCCUUUAGCACCGCCCGUGUAAAUAGUCAGAGGCAUGGUCUGUCAAAAACAAUGAAACACCGUGUUUUAGGGUGAGACAACACCAAGAGACCCACUUGGUGGAGCACCAUGAUCGCUUACCUUGGAUGGGAGAGCACUGUGAUGAAUGAGAUGACCGUCGUGCCACCUCUGGUAUUAAUAGCGGAAGGCGUAGGCUCUGAUUGGUGGAGCCUCCGAUCACACCACCCUCACGAGUUUCAAAGGCUGAGUCAGGAUUGGUGGAAAAAAGAUAGUAUGAGGAUCACGAGACGCAAGGACAUGGGCUAUAAAAGGCAGGCCAGACAUGCACCCAGCGUCAUUCCGCCCAGACAUGGAACGUCAAGCCACUCAACCUGCCGCGGUGCCCUCAGGACGCAAACGACGCCGAGUGAGUAGUAGUAAGAAACCCAAGGGGGAAAAAGAAGCCCUAGACAUGAAAGCCACCCGUGAACUCGAGAUGACUCUGAUCGGUGUGCCCCGAGCUGAAGCGGAGGAAUAUCAAGCGCAAGCUGUAGUGAAGAAAGUAGAACCGACCCCCACCAGUGAACUCGUGUGGGCCCUGAACGCCCUACCCCGAGCAGACCCACCCCCUACACCUUCCCCCGUCGUCUCACCCGUCCCCUCAGUGAACGACUUGAUGGAGGGCACCCUGAAAGAUUAUGAGGAAGAGUGUCUAGAGGAAGGGACGUGUCAGUCGGAUCCUGCCAAGGAAGAACAUGACCUCGAUCAGAUGGACACCCAGUUGAACGAGCUCUUGUAUGAAACGUGCCCCUUUCAUCCUUGUGAAUACAUCCAGUGCGUCAACCCCCAGACCCAAUUUGGCCAAUUGAGGUUCAAGUGCCCCCAAAAAGGAUGUCCCGUGUAUUUGUUUGAAGAUAGUCGGGAAGUGAUGAUGGAGAAAUUGAAAGAAGACACGCACCCUCAAGUCCGUGCCCGAGUGCAACGAGGGGAGCUCAAGUGCAAAUGUGGGUUGGUCCCUAGGAUGAAAUUGAGCCGGACCAGCAAGAAUUACCAGAAAGUGUUUUUCAGUUGUGGAAGCUUUCUCUCAGGGCAAGACCCCUGUGGCUACUUUCAAUGGCUCCAUGGCCCGCUGUGGUGCCCCCGAGAGCCAGCGCAACCCACGCUGAGACGAUGGGUGAAAGACACACCCCCUGAGCUCCAUACCAGAGAGGUUCUACCUAUCCCCCUUUUGAAAGGAAAAGGUUAUGAGAUGGAGACAUCCCCACCCUGGGAGAUGAACUUUAUCGAGAGGCAUAGACCGUGGGCCAAUCAGUUUGGGGAAGCCAUCAAAGCCAAGGAGCGAGCCUUGGAGAGCAGGCGCCAUUUGCAUAAGAACUUUGGUAGCUCGUGUUUGUUUUGAAAAAAGUCAUGUAGGUGUGUGAAAAAACUAUUAAAGACAGAGAUUGGCUAGGAUCGUGUGUCAGUGUCUUGAUGUCGUUGCCACGCGCUUAUGAAGAUCCCCAGCAACCCGGGGCCUUGGGCGGGGUCCAACCCUUUGCCCAAGCUCAUAAAUUGAAAACCCCGCAAGCGCAACGGAUUCUCCAAUCGGUGUUGAGUUAUACCCUCCACAAACCCCGACGGACGCGGUUUCCCACCGCGCCCACGUUGGUCUUUGACCGAGACGAACAAUGGCAGAUAGUCAUCUUCAGAGUCAAAGUGAGUUGUAUCACGUCAGUUGAUGGUAUUAAACUCUGGUUAUUAACCUGAUUGGUCAAUUAUAGCGACAUUCGUUGUAUAGUGCUGUGCGUUUUGCAACUCUUGGGUCUUUCCGUUCCGUCAAUCAUCUUAGCGGACCUCUUAGGAAACACAUGUUUACUUGUAAGAGUUCAAAAGGUCAUGGUUUGUGAUUCGUGAUUGGUAGAUUUCGAUCCGUUUUAUUUCUUUGGUAUUUCAAGGUUGAUUGCUUUGUGAGCAUCCUGUUUCUGGCAAUAAUCGACUUGUUUAAGUCUGCCUAGCAGAUUUUUCUGAUCUUUCUUAUUCUUGUCACUUGCAAGAAUAGAGCAACGUUUGCCUUCCUCCUUCGACAAAAAGUCCACUCACCAUCGCGACUUCCUUCGCUAUUCUUGAACAGUCUAGAGACAUUCUCAGCCAAGCUGGGCGAACAUUACAUUGUGAUUUGCAUUAACCCGCCUUCUUUAAAAUGAUUAACGGAACAAAAAUACCCGAAAUCCCUUCUAACUUUCCAUUACGCGCAGCGCGAUACAAUGAAUUUCGCUGUAAGUCCCGAUGUUAUUGGUCGUCUGUCAGUUAAGCCGUGAUGUUAUUGGCUAUGAAGACUCGUAAUGUCAUGUCAUUGGUGCGUUUCGAACCGCCUAUUGUCACAGUUAAACAGUGGUGUAUUGUUAGUCAAAUUAUCGGUUGUCCAGUCAUUCUCAGAGAAACCGGGUUCCUGUUUCUGAAAGUAUUAAAUUGAAAAUUCUAUUGCUCACCUUCUAGGCUCUAUACCAACAAUUCCCUGUUAACAUUCAAGUUUUAGGAACUCACUACUCGCCGCCUCUCUGGUCACCUUCUACAUUACGCCUGAAUCCUGCUAACUUUCAUUUGAGAUGCCAUGGGCCUAAAGUCUUCGCUUUUUCUGGUUAACAUUUUGUGGUAAACUUUUCAUUUUCAUACAAUACAAUUUUUCCAUCUACUCUAUGUUUUGUGGCAGCCCAGCGAACGCCUUUCAGCGACUAGUUUCUUAACUUGGAUUUUCGAGUUGUAAAACAGCUGCAGGUAGCUUGUGUAGUGAUAACUAAAUCACUUUCGAAUAACUUUCGAAUACACUUUUCAAGUUUUCAGGCAAGAAUAAGAGGUAUUCUUAAUCAAAACAACAAAACUGUCUCCGAUUUUUUUAUCAAGAGAGAUUAAUUGGUAGAAUACACUUCUUUUUUCAGCUUAAGUAUUUAAAAUACUUACAGAAGUCAUGUAAAUAUUUCAGUGUUAUAAAAGGUUUUAGUUUUAGAUUUUGCGAUGGAUUUUUAGAGAUUAAAAAGAUGCACAGCUCAGUUCUUGAAAGGCUUUAGCAAUAUCAUGUUUAAAAUUUCUGUAAAAAAUGUACCCUCAUAGGUUGGUCCAUCCGUAUUGGACAGAAACAGUGCUGUUAUUCAAAGUUUACAGUGUAAGAACGGUAAGAUUUGCAAACUAGAAGUUUAUUGUUUUAAGUAAAUGGUAAUAUUAAACGGGGCUUCUGCUUAGUCUAUAUAUUAGCUGUCUUAAAGAAUAAUAAACAUAGGCUAAUGAGGUACAAGUGGUUCACCUAUCUGACCUAUGCUUGAAACAUCAAUUCGCGUUCCCUCUAUUGUCUCAUGUUCCGGGUUUUUACCUUAUGGAUUGAAUUCAAAUGGGUCUUUGGAUUUAAACGUCGACCAGAAGUGCCUUAAGGACCUCCUUAGACCAACACGAACUGUGAUUGAACCCCUUCACAAACUUGUCAUGUAUAGUUGUUCAUUCUCGCACUAAUACUUAUAUUUGGGGGUAGUUUGGCCAACGAAAUUGGAAGUAAAGUUUAGCCGUUUCGAUUUCAAAGAUAAAGACACGUAUUAAACAUCAGUUUCUUUUGCAUUAUCUUUCUGAAUUAGAGUUUUCAACUAUAAGAAAUUACUUGACCAUGAGGUGCAUCGUGCAUAUUAUUAAACAAAUGUUUUAAUCUUCAAUACUAGUCUUUUAGUUAUUAAACUUGUCUGUUAUUAUCUACCACCAACACAAAAUUAAUCAGCUCCACAUAAUACAAAACUAAGUCCCACAUUAAUUUAUAAUUUCAGCAGCAGAUGUUUUAAUGUUUUGUUUUAAUAAAUAUCAGGCUUCACUAAUCGUUUUGAAACUUACCAAUGCAAGCAUUUGUUAACCACUUGUUAAAGUGCGUUAUAUUUCUUGUUACGUUAAACUCGUCUAUAACAUGAAUUCGCCUUAUAGUGGUAAUUUUAAUAAAAAUAGAGAAUAGCAAGGUAAAUUAAAGUCAUCAUGUUUGUUUCUCUUUCUGUGAGCGUUUGUGUCCAUAUAUUAACAGAAAUUUCUAAUUAAGGAGGAUAGGGCAGGUGAAAACAACAAAUUUUACAUAGAUAACAAGAUAUAUGACAGAUACGAGUUUCAACGACAAGUUAUGAACGUCGCAACUCGCCUAAAGGGUUCAAUUUUAGGUCACCUUUUUUGCAACCAGCUCCUUAAAAGACUGCACGAAAGCCCCCCUCCCCAAGUAGCUAUAGUGGAGUGGGGAAAUGAUGUCUCUCCUUGCAAAAAAGAGAAAUAGUCAUUGACAGGGUGCCGUGUGUAGAAUAAACGCAAUACUGCUAUUAAAUAAGCAGACCGCCCGUCAAGUUUUCAUCUAUUCUGUCGUCGCACAGUUAAACACAAUUUCAUACAUAAACUGAACGUGCGAAAACAUGUUCAAUAAACGAAAAUAAAUUUACCAAAAACGCCAUGCUUAUCCUGCGGUUUAACAUAUUCAGCUUUAUGUAUAAAAUAGGAAAUCUCUUAAUCAUAACUGUUCUUUACCCAACUACAAGUUAGAUGACUUGCUUGCUUUUACAUGUUUAUCGCCUUUUUUAGAAUAAAGAGAAAUUUUUGUUGCUUUGUCGAAGAUGAUAAUAGCAGCUCGUAACCAGACUAGUGAUAUCUUAAAAAUAAAGUAUUCCAUAGUGGUUUAUCCCAUGUACACGCAUUUGUCGUGACUGAAUAAGCCAAACACGGAAUUCACACUUCCUAGUAGUACACAAAAGAACAAAUUAUAUCUCUGGAAGUUUUCCAGUUUUUUUUUUUCAGCCAUGUUUAUGAAAAGCGCAGUCAUAAUGUCCAUAAAAUAACGAGAACUCAUUAAGGAAAAUAACUGACAAAAUGUAUAACUGACAAACAAAUAUGACUCGUACAACAUGAAAAGGGAAGUUACUUUAAAAUGGACGUCAUUAUAAUUUCAACAAAAGCAUUUUAAGUAUUUGAGACGCUGAAGUAACCUCUUUCUUGAGGGCUUUUACUUUGGUUCUUUGUUAAACAAGGAUCAUCUCUCGAUCUCAUACAGUAGCGGCAAGGUAAGUGACCUGGAAAUAUUUAUUCGUGUAUAUAGAUAUAAUGAACUUAAAAUAAAUCCCUACGCAUUAACUUACCGCAGUGUGCUUCUAGUCUUCACAUAUUUAACGCAUCGCAGAAACUUCCUCCGUAGGUUACGUUUUACCCCUUUUUGAUAGAUUACAAAAACUGGCUACCUCUGUAAAACAAACCGGGAUGGUAAACUACCAGCUAGGGUAAAGCUUUGCUCUCCACAAGGUGCAAAUGUUCAAUGACAAUUAAUUUAGAGUAUGGAAGUGGCGGUCGCCGCCACCGCCAAACCGAAACAACAAUGCUCAACGGUGUAGGUAGUCCAGUAGACAAUACGGCAGAAAUGGUUCGAUUUGUAAACUAAAUCGGGCUAGUAAACAACUAGAGUAAAGCUUUUCUGUCAAUAAGGGACAAAUUUCCAACGAAUUUUGAUAUGGAGCCUGAACGUUUCAGUCAUCGCCGCCAAACAAACAAAAAUGCAAAACGGGGUAGGAUUCUAAAGCAGAAAUGGUCCGGAAAAUGUGUAUUGAAAAAUAGAUGCCUUUAAAAAUUUGUCUGGUUGUCCUUGUAAAAUGUGGCAUUUCACGACUUGCUCCCUUAAACGCUUCGCAUUUUUCGUCUCCACAUUUUGGGGAUGAAAGAAUUUCUGGUGCUAAAUCUUGAGUUAGGCUCAUAACCAGUGAUAUUAAACAAGUAUGCAAACACACAAACCAGUUUAUAUUUUUAGUUCUCUUGAUGACCUAAUUUGUUUUAGGCGGCAAGAAUAACGAUGAAGACCUGGAUAAGAAAAACUGUUUCCUACUGCGUUAUAAGACUGACUCUCUUUGUUGUGCUAUUUGGACACUGUAAAUGCUGCAACCAAGCAUUGAGAGCCUAUAAAGAUAGCGACGUAAUGUUAGGUGCCCUAUUUAGUCUCCAUAUGGCUAGCAACGAUAAUCAACGGGGCGAAUUUUCCGCUAAAGAGUUUGGGCGCGCCGAGGCUCUCAUCUUUGCUAUUGACAGCGUAAACAAGAAUUCCAGUCUUCUACCAAACGUUUCCAUCGGGUACGACAUAAGAAACUAUUGUGACCGUCGAGCACUGGCGAUGCAAGUAGCCUACGACUUCAAGCGUAAUAGUGAUCCGAUUUGUAUGCAUAAAUGGAACUCCUCCAUGUCUGCAAACAGCAGUUACACCAAGUGGGCCGGGUCCAAGGCCAUCUCAGCGCUUAUUGGUCCUUAUAAUUCUGCCAGCGCGGUCCUGGUAGCAAGCCUACUUCAGGUCGCUGACAUUCCUGCCAUUAGCUCAACUACAACAAGCGAAGAAUUGAGUUCACAGUUUUACAGACUUUUUCAGGACAGCCCCUUCUGAUAAGUGGGUAGCAAAAGCCAUAGCAGACAUCAUAGAACGCUUUAACUGGACAUACGUAGCGGUUGUUGGUUUGGAUGACUCUUUUGGAAGAAGUGGCAUUUUAGCGCUAGAAAGGGAAUCGCUCAAUCGUACGUUCUGUAUUGCUUUUUAUGAGUUGAUUCCUCGCCUAGACUACCAAGACAACAUGGAACGGACCGUUGCUAGAAUCAAGAAGCACCGUACAAUAGGGGUGAUAAUCGUUUGGCUUUAUGGCAAAUACCUCGAAAAAUUCUUCAUUGUGGCGACAGAAAAUGGUUUACAAGGAAAGACUUUGAUACUAAGCGACGGAAGCACUAUCGAGGAAACAUUUCUCUUGGACCCACGCUUCUCGAUUCUCAAUGGAUCACUGGUAAUAGAUUUAUACGAUUAUCCUUUUCCAGCAUUCGAGGAACACGUUAAGAAUAUCACUUCCGCAAAAAGCGCCGAGCACGACGUAAAAUGGUGGCGAGAGUUCUGGCGAUCGCAAUUUAACUGUUCAAUGGGCAAAUCGAUUGAUUUAGGGAUUGCACCGUGCAAGAGAAACCUAACACAGGGCCAUGCGCUUUCUAAGCUACGCAGCUCCUUCGUAUCAUAUCUAAUUGAUGCUGUGUACGCCAUUGCAUGUGCUCUAGAUUCCGUCUACCGCUGUACCACUGAACAAGGUUUUCGAAAUGAAGGUAGACCGUGUCCUUUGGCCAAUCCGACCAUCAAGGGACGCGAUCUACAAAAAUAUGACUCUUUGCAGUCAAAACUACCAAACUGGCCUUUUCACGCUAAAUUAUCCAAACCUCUAGGAAACAGACGAAGUAUGUCGUAGUACUUGAAGGUUGGAAGUAGUCGGUAUCCUCGUGUAGAGAGAAAGGUCAUGGUGGGAACUUGGAACAAGGAUAGCACGCCUGAACUCAAGAUAAGCACAUCGCUAUUACGCUGGAAAACUAUGUCAACCCCGGUGUCUUUCUGUUCAACAAAAUGCCUUCCAGGCACCAAAAGGGAAAUUACCACGCCGUGUUGUUGGGACUGCGUUAACUGUCCUCAGGGAACCAUCAGUGCCGAGAUGGGAUCCACGAGCUGCUCAGUGUGUGAGCCAGAGACAAAGCCAAAUGAUGGGAGCACCAGAUGUGAAAAUCUACCCAUCUUAGACGUCACUCUCAAAACCGCCGGAGCAAUAACCAUAACAGUGGUGGCUUCCAUCGUAUUCAUUCUCACAUUGUUAGUGUGCUUUCACCUACAUCAAUUUUUAUGA
Porites evermanni is the source of this 13637-nucleotide messenger RNA. The record is from the annotation of a GenBank genome assembly. NCBI's taxonomy places the organism in Eukaryota, Metazoa, Cnidaria, Anthozoa, Scleractinia, Poritidae.